UGUCUGCGAGUCCGACAUGUCCAACCAGAGAGGCGGCAAGACUCUGAUCAUCACAGACGAUGAGGAGGUGGAGGAGGUGGAGGAGCUCAACCCGUUCUCCUUCAGAGAGUUUCUGCGCUGGAAGAACCAGGACCCGGACCCGGAGCAGGCACGCACUGAGGAGGAGGAGGAGGAGUGGGGGCGGAGCUUCCAGUCAGGCAUUGGCAGCACCUCCUCCCUGUGCACAGAGGAGGAAGAAGAAGAGGAGGAGACCAGGUUCUCCUCCAAACCUGAAGCAGCUGCAGGAGGAGGUGCAGUAGGAGGAGGAGAGAACUAUGAAGGAGAUGACGAGACCUCAAUGGCUGAGCCAGCCACCUUCUGCAGGAGGAGGAGUGCCAGGAGCAGCCAGACGCAGCAGCUGAAGGAGGAGAACGCAGCACUGAGGAGGACCGUCAGGGAGCUGCAGAGGAGAGCCGAAGUGAACGAACGCAGGGCGUCGCAGCUCUCGGAGGAGCUGCUGCAGAGGAGGCGUCAGGAGGAGAAGGAGGCCCAGGACCUGGAGAGCAUGGUUCACUCUGUGGAGCAGAACCUCCACCUGAUGACGAGGCGAGCGGUGAAAGCGGAGAACGCCGUUUCCAAACUGAAGGCGGAGCUACAGCAGCUGCAGCGCGUGUGUGUGUGUGUGUUUGAGGCCGAGGUGGAUUCUCUGCGGGCUGAGAACAACGGUCUGAAGUCGAUGGAGUCUCAGGUCGUCAUGACGAUGAGGCAAAAUGCUCAGGUGGCAUCCGACUACCUGAACAAGAUGGCGAGCCACGCCCACUCCUCCAUCAGGCAGCUGCUGGGGGAAGCAGAGACUCUGCGUUUGGUGUCUCAGCUGCUGCAGUCCAUCGAUAAAAUCUCCUCCCUGAACUCAGAGUCCUGAACUCCUUCGGACCUCCUGGUUGUCAUGGAAACAUCCAGGAGAGGUCUGUCUGUGAGAUCAGAGGUCAGCAGGUAUUUUAUUUUGGAAGGCCCCAGCUAUGCUGACUGCUGAUUAGUGGACUGUGACUGUGUGAGGGCCGAGCAUCAUGUUGAUUCAUAAACUCUGUGAUAAUAAAGCGCUCUGAUGAUCGGAGGUGUGCACCACGAAGACGACCUUUUGGCUGAUCCGGGUGACUUCAGGGUUAACGUCGGUUUCCUGAAGGUGGCAGGCCAAUCAGCUGUCCUGAACGUAGCGUCACCAUUCCUGGAGGAUCCCUCGGACCACUACGGGGAGAACGGGAGGGUCUGGGGGCUUCGUGCACUGAGCUUCAAUAGUCUUUUUUCCCCCUGUUGGCAGCAAGUUCAAGUUUAUUUAUAUCGCACAUCUGUUGACAAAAGUAGUCAAAGCAGAAAACAUAAAAUAGGAUAAAACAAAGUUGAAGCGGUUUCAUUGUUCUGUAAACAUUCAUGUAUUCGUGCUGAGCUCGUGUCAGGUUUGUAAUGUGGCACACGCCACCCCCCCAAUGCGCAGAUCAAAUCCUGGGUUAUCUUGGCAGGUUGUAACCGGCUGUAUCCUGAUCGCCAGCGUUAGUGUAACAUAAGGUAAAGAUGCCAUCUUGUAUGUCCCAGCUCCAAGGGGCCGUGUCAGCGUGUUUACCUGGAUAAAUAAGGAUGUAUGCGUGACUUUUUCCAAAACUGAUUGCAGCUUCUACUUCGUAUAAAACAGGGAAACAUCCUCACCGCCCGUGCAGAAGUGCAGCUUUCGUAUUUGUUGCGUCUCAUCGAGAAAAACACGAUUGGCUAAAGAGACAACCAGGAAACAAGAACAAGUAAAUAAGAGAAAGCAUGAUGUCUGAUACAGUCGAUCAGACAGGUCAUUACCCACAUAUACAAAACCAACUAUGAUACACAAUAUAAAACAGGUGUCUGUCUGUGUGUGCCCUGUGGUAGACCCGUCCAGGGUGUACCCUGUACCCACAGGCACCUGGGAAAGUUUUAGCCCCACCCCCCGUGACCCUGACCUGGAUGAGAGGAAGAGAAUGGAUGAAAAAUAUGAGCCACAGAAAACAGAACAGCAGAUGAAGCCAUGAGAAAUACACAGAAAGCCUAAACUGAGCUGGCGUCGCUUCGAGGACUCCGAUUGUUCGACUGAUCCGGGACUGUUGACUUGUUUAAGCUAACUUACAUCCUGCUGUAACCAGGCAGACCAACUAAUAUGUACCAACAGAGAGACCUGAUGUUUAAUAAUGAUUAAAUAAAAAUGUUCAAUAA
This is a messenger RNA of Pundamilia nyererei, 2211 nucleotides long. RefSeq names its product endosome associated trafficking regulator 1 (gene entr1). The transcript is spliced from 9 exons. The record is from RefSeq and is a predicted model, not a curated record. Gene Ontology annotation, biological process: positive regulation of protein localization to cilium; regulation of cytokinesis; positive regulation of cilium assembly. The coding region runs from base 17 to 901 and encodes 294 amino acids. NCBI's taxonomy places the organism in Eukaryota, Metazoa, Chordata, Actinopteri, Cichliformes, Cichlidae. Gene Ontology annotation, cellular component: centrosome; recycling endosome; ciliary basal body.